AUGGUCGACGCGCCAUCGUCACCGGGAGUAGCACCGGAUCCCGACGCGCUGACCGACAAGCUCGCGGGGGUCAUGGCGGUCAACUCGCUGUCCGCGGAGUCGAUGCUGGCGAGAUUUUUCACGGAUGACACGUUGGGCGCUCACCUCGCCGCCGCGUACGGGAAGAGCGGCAAGGGUAACCCGGCGACGCUCGCGGCGAGGCUCGUGGCGCAGUGGAAACCACGCACGCGUGACGCGUGCGCGGGCGGCGGCGGCGCGAAGAAACGGAAGAACGAGGAUGAUCACGUCGGGGAAGAGGCGGCGACGGAGGAUGGCGGCGGGGGCGGCGAAGGAUGCGUAGCGAAGGAGGACGACGACGAAGAGGGAAGGGAAAAGACGAAGGUUUGGAAGAGGGACGACGACGACGACGAGAGGGAGGAGACGCGCGCGCCGCCGCCGAAAAAGCGUUUCCAUCACGACCGAGCCUAG
Micromonas commoda is the source of this 468-nucleotide messenger RNA. RefSeq lists its product as hypothetical. Bases 1 to 468 code for a protein of 155 amino acids. The record is from RefSeq and is a predicted model, not a curated record. The transcript has a single exon. Lineage: Eukaryota; Viridiplantae; Chlorophyta; Mamiellophyceae; Mamiellales; Mamiellaceae.